Molecule: messenger RNA, 1960 nt
Organism: Carassius carassius (crucian carp)
Lineage: Eukaryota; Metazoa; Chordata; Actinopteri; Cypriniformes; Cyprinidae
Product: outer mitochondrial transmembrane helix translocase-like
Exons: 10
Coding region: 171-1259 (362 amino acids)
Cellular component (GO): mitochondrial outer membrane
Molecular function (GO): ATP hydrolysis activity; ATP binding
Source: RefSeq, a predicted model, not a curated record
ACAACCGCUAAUAAACCAUAGAAGAAGUAGAGGACUGUGGAGGAAUAAAAUGUUUUUAAAAAUCUGCUCGCUGGAAGUAAAUUAAACGUUGGAUUAAAAGGGAAUUUUUUUUUUUUUUACAAUAUUUGCAAGACCCCAGUAAUAAAGACGGUGCAGGUGAAUGUAAGAAGAUGGUACUGAAAGAGAUUCCAACAGACAACAUCACUCGCCCUUUGGGCCGGAACGAGGUCAUAGGUCUACUCUUUCGCCUCACAAUAUUUGGUGCCGUCACAUAUUUUACAAUAAAGUGGAUGGUGGAUGCCAUUGAUCCAACAAGAAAACAGAAACUUGAGGCACAAAAACAGGCCGAGAAACUCAUGCGGCAGAUUGGAGUACAGAAUGUGAAGCUUUCUGAAUAUGAGAUGAGCAUCGCAGCUCAUCUUGUGGAUCCUCUAACUAUGCAGAUUACAUGGUAUGACAUUGCAGGCCUGGAUGAAGUCAUAACUGAACUGAAAGACACCGUUAUACUUCCGAUCCAGAAGAGACAUCUGUUUGUAGGAUCCAGGCUUCUUCAGCCACCCAAAGGUGUGUUGCUGUAUGGGCCUCCAGGCUGUGGGAAAACACUUAUAGCCAAAGCUACGGCCAAAGAGGCUGGAUUCCGGUUCAUUAACCUGCAGCCUUCCACUCUCACUGACAAAUGGUACGGGGAAUCCCAGAAACUAGCUGCUUCUGUCUUUUCCCUGGCCAUCAAGCUACAGCCCUCUAUUAUCUUCAUCGAUGAGAUCGAUUCCUUUUUGAGGAGUCGCUCAAGUUCAGAUCAUGAGGCCACCGCUAUGAUGAAGGCUCAGUUCAUGAGCUUAUGGGACGGACUGGAUACUGACUACAACUGCCAGGUCAUAAUAAUGGGAGCCACCAAUCGGCCACAAGAUCUUGAUUCUGCAAUACUCCGAAGGAUGCCCACAAGAUUCCACAUCAGUCAGCCUAAUGUCAAGCAAAGGAAAGACAUAUUGAAACUGAUCCUCAAGAAUGAGAAUGUUGAGUCUGCUGUGGACUUUGGUGAAAUUGCAAAACAGACCGAUGGGUUCUCAGGAAGUGACCUCAGAGAGGUGUGCCGAGAUGCUGCUCUGCUUUGUGUGCGUGACUUUGUGCACCAAGAAAGUCCAGAUGAAGACUUCAUCCGUCCCAUCAGGCAGGAAGACUUGCAGAGGGCAAUUGGGAAGAUGAGGAAGUCCAAAUCUGCAGGACUGCAAGAGGCGUUUAUGCAUGUACCACUGGACUGAAAUGUGAUGCUGCUGUUUUAAAAGAACAAGAAACUAGAUUUGGUCUAUUUUUUCUUAUUUGUGGCAUAUCGUCAUGUUUUGCAAGAGGGGAAAACUCAGGAUUUAUAAAUGGUGGAAUGAGUUUUUAUUUUAUUUAUGUUUUGCACUGUAAUUCCAAUACUGUAUUUGCAACUCAAUCGAUGAGCCUUAUUAAAAAAAUAAUCAUUCUAAUUAAAUGUGUACAACCAUUCUUAAGUAAAUUGUCACUUCAGUGGGACAGUUUAUGAAAGAAUGGAACAGUUUACAUAAAAUUCAUUUUGCUUGUGUUUCAAGAAUAAGGCCUAAUGUGUUUGUCUUCAUAGCUUUGGUUUGUGUGGAUUUGCUUGUUCUGUAAAACCCUGUGAGAGGUUUGUGAAGAUGGGGAAACAGUGUAGUUAAUAUUUCCAGUUAUGUAUAAGGUACGUACAUUCCCCUGCAAUAAUACUUUUUUACAAUAUGUAAAAAUUCAGCUGAUUUGUAAGCACAAAAACAUCAACACAAUUUUAACUCAGAACAUCUUGUUUCCCCAGCGAGUGAAUUAUUUGAUUGAGGUGCAUUUAUGGAUUUGUAAGCCAUUUAUAUUUAAUAAAAUGUUUAAGCGUUUAAUUUAGCCCAGAGUAGAGGUUAUGUGAUGACCUGUUGUAUAGAUAUUUAUUUGUAAAACAUUAAAUAUGCUCACACAG